Molecule: messenger RNA, 963 nt
Organism: Pelagomonas calceolata
Lineage: Eukaryota; Pelagophyceae; Pelagomonadales; Pelagomonadaceae
Source: the annotation of a GenBank genome assembly
GUACCACCCGGGUGCACCACCAAAGCCGCAGCUCGCAAAGCGAUGCAUUGAAUUACGUGCACUUGGAUCAGUCGACACUUUACGCCAUCGCUGCGACGGCCGAGACCGUAAUUUGCAACGAAUCCAUCGCUACGGUCAGAAAUGGCAAGCAGCACCAAAGCCCAGCUCUCACUGAUCGACGUCGCGAAGUGCUUCUCGAGCGGCGCCGUCGCCGGCGUCGUCUGCGACUCGCUGCUGUACCCGCUGGAUCUUUGCAGAGCGCGACUCAACGCGCCGCGGCCGCGCGGCGCGCCGACGCUCCCGUCAGAUCCAUUAAGGGCGCUGCUGGCUAUAAGCAGGGAGCUGCGGCCGAAGCCGCGGGCGCUCUAUCGAGGGCUCCUCUGUGUGCCAUUCUUCGCGCCGGCGGCGUACGGGCUCUAUUUUUCCGCGUACGAGGUCGCCUCCCGGAAAACGGAGUCCGAGCUGGCCGCGGGGUUAUGUGCUGAAGCUUGUGCAAAUCCCUGCUACAUUCCCUAUGACGUCGUGAAGCAGCGGUACAUGGUCGGCCGCGCGCGCGGCACCGUCGUCACCGCGACGCGACUCAUUUUGAGGCGGGACGGCCUGCGCGGUUUAUAUAGGGGCUUCCUGCUGACGUUCGCCACCUACGGUCCUUUUAGUGCGAUCUACUUCUGGAGCUACGACUUAUUUACGCGACGCAUGGGACAGUAUCCGCUCAUAAACGGCACGCUCGCCGGCGCGGUGGCCGGCGUCGCGACGCAGCCCGUGGACUGGCUGAAGACGCGGGUCCAGGUGUCCGCCGACGUCGGCGGGUCCUCAUCGCGUAUUGUUUUUGAUGCGAUCCGCGACGAGGGCGUCUCCGCAUUAUUCCGGGGCGCGGCGGCGCGCGCGUUCUGGCUCGGGGCUUCUUGUGGGAUCACGAUGCAGGUUUAUGAGUCCGCGAAGGCGGGGCUUGGGGUGAGUUAG